Musa acuminata subsp. malaccensis (wild Malaysian banana) is the source of this 1225-nucleotide messenger RNA. RefSeq names its product RING-H2 finger protein ATL56. The record is from RefSeq and is a predicted model, not a curated record. NCBI's taxonomy places the organism in Eukaryota, Viridiplantae, Streptophyta, Magnoliopsida, Zingiberales, Musaceae.
GGAGCAUCGCACCGUCCCAGUAUUCCCGCAUUCCAAGAAUAUCCCGAGCGGCGAGAUCGCUUCUUCGUCUUCCUCCUCUCCGUCGUCCGUCCUCACCGCGUACGCGAAAGCCAAUGGCCCGAAUCGAUCACGACCGUCCGCUCCUCGCCCCCGACCCCCCGACGCCGCUCUCUGAUGGCAUGGCCGCGAAGCCCAGGGGCGGGGCCCGGGUGCUCUGCUUCAUCCUCCAGACCUUCGUCAUGGCCGUCGCCCUCGCGCUCUUCUUCCUAUUCGCUGGGGUCGCCGCCGUCGUCCUCCUCCACCUGUGCGUCGCUGGACGCGCCUUCCGUCGCCGCCGUAGCGGCCGCCUUUAUUCGGUCGCGGUCUACGACGCCCCCGACGCUGCCCCUGUGCCCGCCGGCCUCUCGGCCGCCGAGAUGAAGGGGCUCCCGAUGUUCGAGUACUCCGUCAUGUCGGCGUCCUCCCCGUUGCGUCCGCCUAUUUGCGCGGUGUGUUUGGAGGGGUUCAAUGAGGGGGAGAGGUGCCGAGCUCUGCCCCCGUGCGGGCACGUGUUCCAUGCCCCCUGCGUCGACGGGUGGCUCGUGAGGUCGCCGGGUUGCCCGAUCUGCCGCGCUCGCAUUGGCGCGGCAGCGUCGGAGCCUUCGAUCGGCCGGACGGCCGGUGGGGUGGGUUCGAUCGGUGGAUUUUUGUAAGUAAUUUCUGUUCGCUCGUGCUAGGGUUUCGUCAUCCUUGUGCAAAAAAAAAGGUUCCUUUCUCUCUUAACUUAGCUUCUUCUGAAACCAUUGUCCUUGUGAAGCUGACAACUCCUGCAAUUUAGAUCUUUUGGUGCAUUUGAUGAGUUCCUUUCACUCUUAAUUUGAGUUUCUGUCCCAAAAAAAAAAAAGAUUUGGAAGAUGGAAUCAGUGAUGUUGUUAAAAGCAAUAAUUUUUCUGUCAAGAGCAGGUUUUUGUGAGCAAUCAAAAAGUAAGCCUCAUUUGCCAUUUAUCAUUGUUGUAAAUGAUGAAUAGAAGAAAAAGGUUCCUUUCUCUCUUAAUUUAGCUUCUUCUGAAACCAUUGUCCUUGUGAAGCUGACAACUCCUGCAAUUUAGAUCUUUUGGUGCAUUUGAUGAGUUCCUUUCUCUCUUAAUUUGAGUUUCUGUCAAAAAAAAAAAGAUUUGGAAGAUGGAAUCAGUGAUGUUGUUAAAAGCAAUAAUUUUUCUGUCAAGAGCAGGUUUUUGUGAGCAAU